Molecule: messenger RNA, 694 nt
Organism: Hyaena hyaena (striped hyena)
Lineage: Eukaryota; Metazoa; Chordata; Mammalia; Carnivora; Hyaenidae
Product: potassium channel subfamily K member 16-like
Exons: 3
Coding region: 160-663 (167 amino acids)
Biological process (GO): potassium ion transmembrane transport; stabilization of membrane potential
Cellular component (GO): membrane
Molecular function (GO): potassium ion leak channel activity
Source: RefSeq, a predicted model, not a curated record
AAUGGCUGGAUAAUACUUUUAAAAGUUAUAUGUCACAACAAAACAUUAAUAACAACACAUCAAAAAGUGCAUGUUCCAAGGAGUAAUAGUAUUGAGCAGAUAAUAAAUUUGUUUUUUUAUCAUCCAUCGGGUUAUGCGUCAGUUGCUCCCAGAACUCCUAUGGGUCAAGCAUUCUGUGUCUUCUAUGCUUUCUUGGGGAUCCCUCUAACUAUUAUAUUCCUGAAGUUUGUGAGUAAUGCAAUAUUAAAGCCAUUUUAUGGACUUAGUAGACACCUUCAGACCAUGGGAAUGAGAGAGAGAAAAAUUAAAAUCUACACACUCUUCUUUUUUUUUUUGGUAACUGGACUUGUCAUUUUCAGCCUGAUACCACCAUUAUUUUUCACGCAUACAGAGGGCUGGACUUACAAAGAAGGACGGUAUUUUGCAUUUAUCUCUUUAAGUACCAUUGGGUUUGGUGACUAUGUACUAGGUAUAUAUCCUUCUCAGAACUACUCAAAAAUUUACCCAGCAAUAAUAAUACUUUGGUGUACUUUUGGUCUUGCUUGGAUUACUCUUCUGUUUGAUUUAUUUUCGAGAAUAUUGGAGAAAUCUCAUAAAAAGCUCAUUUCUGAUAUGCUACAUCAAAUGGAAAGAAUGCCAUCUAUGAAAAGUUCAUAUUUCUAGCCAUUUUGGGAUUCACAGUCAAAAAGAACAU